GAUCCCACUCGCCACUGAGUACCCUGCCCUGCCACUGCUGGUGGCAUCUCUCCGCAACGAAUUGAUACCGGGCAGUCUCUGCAUGCGCCGAAUCAAAUCCCUCUGCUCUCUUGAAACCUGGACUUGUAUCAUACGCGGAUAAUCAGUUUGUACGACCACCCACAAUCAUGCAGGCAACUCUCGACGCCAGUGCACUCAAGCAAAUUACCAGAGCACUCGCCUGCCUCUCCCGGUACGGCGACGAGCUCACGAUCUACGCAACCCCCGACACCUUCGCGCUCUCGACGACGAACCAGUCCCAGUCCGCGUUCUGCCGGUUCAAAUACCGCAGGCAGUUCUUCAGCAGAUACAGCAUCGCGCGGCCCGCCGCGGACCUCGACAUGGACGUCGACGAGGUCGCGCCCGCGACGGGCCAGCUCCAGACGAAGAACCUCCUGUCGAUCCUGAAGCACAAGACGGUGGAGAAGACGGUGGAGAAGUGCGAGCUGGUCAUCUCGGACGGGGACGCGCAGGGCCAGGGGGACGAGGGUGACCGCGAUUCGCUAGAGAGCAGGUUAACGGUGCGCUUGCACUGCAAACACGGUGUGGUCAAGACGCAUAGGCUGCUGCUGCAGACCCCGAAUUCUCUUCUCGCUCCGGCGAUACCCACCGCGCAGUACCAUUCGCGCCUGUCGAUCGGUGCACGCGCCGUGCGAGACGUGAUUGAACACUUCCCGCUGCAGAAGGGGCCGAAGAGCGAUCCUCAGCUUAUCUGGACAUUCAACGACUAUGACGUGCAAGUCAAAGGCAUGGAGACAGUCAUGACCAGCAAGAGUGGCCCGCAGCUCGCAACCGAGCUCACGAUCAGCGCAGAAGAGUUCGACCGGUACGAAGUCUUCGACACGCCGCUCACGCUCUCCUUCCACCUGCGCGAGUUCAACGCCACGAUCGCGUUCGCCGAAGCCUCCACCCUCCCGCUCGACAUCAGCUUCACCGACCCGGCCGCACCGGUGUUCAUCGACCUCUCAGGCGACCUCUCCGAAUCGCUCUCCGUCAUCUCCACCAGCGGCCUCGGCGCACAUGUCGUCCCUGCGCGCCAGCGCGCACGGCCCCGCCCCCGCGCCGCGCCAAAGCGCAAACGCUCCGUGGACGACACGGAACACGAUUCUGCGCAGAGCUCGCGGGAGGCGAGCGUCGUGUCCGACGCCAACUCAGAGCGGAGGAGGCCGAUGAAGGUCGUGCAGACGACGGACAGGGCGUCCGUCGUGCGCGAGCUGGACGGGGGCGCCCCCCGCGCGACGCCGCUCCCGAUGCGCGAGUCGAUGCCCCCACCGUCUAUGAUGCCCCCGCCAUCUAUGAUGCCCCCUCCGUCCCUACCGCCGCCGCUGUCCCUCCGCCCUCAGAGCCGCCCACCAACCGCCCGUCCGCCGACUGCCCGCCCAUCGAGCGCCUCUGCGGCCCGCGCGCGUGAGCCGCUGUUCCUCCCGAGCUCGCAGCCCGAGGAGGCGGAGGACACCGAGCUGCGGAUGCACAUCGACGGCGACGGGGCGGGGGCGGAGCCGGAGCCGCUGUUCCUGCCGGGCACGCAGCUCUCGCAGGCGAUCCGGGACUCGGGGCUCGGGAUCGAGCACAUGACCGCGCACGAGUUCGCGGCGAUGCUCGAGGGCGAGGGGGAGGAGGUCGAGUUUGGGGAGGACCUCGAUUUGGAUUUGGGUGUGGGCGCGGGCGCGGGGAGGGAGGGGAGCUUGGAGAUCUACGACCAGGACGAGAUGGAGGUUGAGGUGGAGAUGGAGCCGACGCAGCCGGGCGGUGGGACGAAGGCGUUCAGACCGUUAUUCGAAGACUGACUUGAGGUUGGGAGAAAGCGGCUAUGGCCUGGGGAGGGGAUCUGUGCGAGGUUCCCGCGUGUCUGUUAGUCUGCACAGGCGGGCGCGCUGGGGGUAGGCAUUCAGGCUUAUCGUAUGCCAUGAUGGGUCCUGAGGCCUGGAGGUGUAUUGCACUCUGGUUCGGGAUACAUACCGGAGACCCGCGUAGGCUAACGUCUCGGCGUGCGGCUUCCCUGCUCGUCGGUUCGACUGAAUGUAAAUGUCUUACAGUCUAUUACGAC
Fomitopsis serialis is the source of this 2086-nucleotide messenger RNA. Its product is annotated as Rad9-domain-containing protein. Gene Ontology annotation, biological process: mitotic intra-S DNA damage checkpoint signaling; DNA repair; DNA replication checkpoint signaling. The record is from RefSeq and is a predicted model, not a curated record. Gene Ontology annotation, cellular component: checkpoint clamp complex. The transcript has 7 exons. Lineage: Eukaryota; Fungi; Basidiomycota; Agaricomycetes; Polyporales; Fomitopsidaceae. Bases 168 to 1826 code for a protein of 552 amino acids.